AUGUGUCUAUCAAAUUCAAACACUCAAUGCAAGCGCUUCUUGUCGUCACAGGNCAACCUCAAGCUUCUCUUCUCUUCUCUUUCUUCCAACGCCACUUUCAACAUCUCCAAUGGACUCUCCCAAGUCAUUUUCCGCAACGCCACCGCAGGCCAGGCUCCUGACGAGGUCUUCGGCCUCUUUCUUUGCCGUCCCGAUCUCAACUCCACCGCUUGCCGGGACUGUGUUACUCAUGCAAUAAGAAAUGCAACCAGAAUUUGCACUACUCAAAAAAGAGCUUUAAUAUGGUACGACGAGUGCCAUUUACGUUACUCAAACCAGUCUUUCUUCUCUAGCGUGGCUCAAAAUCCCAGUAUUUGGAUUCCAAACACCGAAAAUGUCACGGAACCUGACAAGUUUGAUGAUUCAGUGUUCAGUUUGAUGAACGCAGCUGCGAGCAAAGCUGCUCAUUCACCUGAUAAGUUCGUGGGAGCGAAGGAGGACUUUAGAGUUAAUGAAACGUUGUAUGGUUUUGUGCAGUGUACGCCGGACCUGUCAAGUAGAGAUUGUUUUACAUGUCUUCGAGCAUCUAAUGCUGAGUUACCAUUGUGUUGUAAGGGGAAGAAAGGAGGAAGAGUCUUGACUCCCAGCUGUAGUACCCGGUAUGAGUUGUAUCCAUUUUUUAAUGAAUCCUUUAUUUCGACAUUAGAACCAGCGCCGCAACUGGAACCUCCACCUGUGAGUCUAUUUCCGCCAGCUUCUGGUUCUGAGACAGGGUUUCAAGAGGAGAAAGCAAAAAGGCGAGCACUUCAAGUGCUUCGCUCAGGAGAUGAGCAAAAUAUUUUACGAGCGAAGCAUGAGGUGGAAUCUCAAGAUUUCCCUAUUUUCCCUUUAGGUCAAAUACUCGAGGCUACAAGACAUUUCUCUUAUGAAAACAAGCUCGGAGAAGGUGGGUUCGGCGCUGUUUACAAGGGAGUUCUAGCAGAUGGUAAGGAAAUUGCAGUAAAGCGGCUUUCAAGAACAUCUGGGCAAGGACUACAAGAGUUCAAGAGUGAAGUUACCUUGAUUGCCAAAUUACAACAUAAAAAUCUUGUGAGACUCAUGGGAUGCUGCUUAGAGGAAAAAGAAUCUCUGCUCAUCUAUGAGUACAUGCCCAACAAGAGCCUUAAUGUGCACCUAUUUGAUUCAGCAAGUGAUAUACAACUAGACUGGAAAAGACGCAUGAGCAUCAUUAAUGGAAUUGCACGGGGCCUUUUAUAUUUGCAUGAGGAUUCUCGACUCAAAAUUAUUCAUCGUGAUGUCAAGACUAGUAAUAUUUUGUUAGAUCAUGAUAUGAAUCCAAAGAUAUCAGACUUCGGAAUGGCGAGAAUAUUUGGUGGAAAUCAAAAUGAAGCUAAUACCAAUAGAAUUGUUGGAACAUAUGGAUACAUGGCUCCAGAGUAUGCAAUGGACGGAAUAUUUUCAGUUAAAUCAGAUGUUUAUAGUUUCGGAGUUCUUCUAUUGGAGAUUAUAAGUGGGAGAAAGAAUACUAGAUUUCACCUUUCAGAACAUGAUGAAAGCCUUCUUAGUUAUGUAUGGAAGUUAUGGCGUGAAGGACAUGCUUUAGAGCUAAUGGACCCUGAAAUGGUGCAGUCAUGUGUUCCAAUUGAAUUUUUGAAACAUAUCCAUGUCGGAUUAUUAUGCGUUCAAGAAGAUCCACUAGAUAGACCUAUAAUGUCAUCCAUAGUUGUUAUGUUGGUAAGUGAUAAUAUAACGCUACCUAAACCGGCCCAACCUGCAUUUUCUGUUGGCCGGUUUGUGGGAAAAUCCGAUCAGGCUUCACCAACAUCUGGAAAAGGUUCUUCUAUUAAUGAGGUAACCCUUUCAAAUGUGAUAGCUCGUUGA
Molecule: messenger RNA, 1860 nt
Organism: Pistacia vera
Lineage: Eukaryota; Viridiplantae; Streptophyta; Magnoliopsida; Sapindales; Anacardiaceae
Product: cysteine-rich receptor-like protein kinase 10
Exons: 7
Coding region: 1-1860 (619 amino acids)
Biological process (GO): protein phosphorylation
Molecular function (GO): ATP binding; protein kinase activity
Source: RefSeq, a predicted model, not a curated record